UAUUUUAAUGAAUAUUUAUAAUUAGGGUGGAUAAAUACCCUGUGGAAAGCCCCCUGAGCUGCAGGAGCAGGAGAGAUCCGCUGUGAGUCCGAGCUGAUAAAGAAUUCCGGCUCUCUGGCACCUCCAGCUGUGCCAGGGAGUUCACUCCGGCUGAUUUCGUGUCCGCACUGGUUCCUGUGGCCUCUCCCCUCCAUGGCCCUCCUGGCUCUCACCCUGGCUCUGCUGGCAAUGACCGUGGCCACCAUGGCCAUAACGAUGAGGCGCCUGGACAUGGCCCUGAACUCCUUCGAUGACCAGUACCGGGGCUGUGGCCCUGCCAUGAAGGCAGAGCUGCCGGCCCUGAACCGCUCUGAGCUCCAGAACAAUCGUCUGUUUGCCAAGGGCUGGUCUGAGGCAGUGGACAAGUGGUGGAAUACGGGGUCCCCUGUGUCCCCUCUGUCAUCCUCAGACCAGGCCAUCUCCAUCAUGGCCUAUCACGAGUUUGACCUGCACAAUGCUUUCAACGAGGAUGUGAGCGUGUCCGGGCGCUCGCCCCAGGCAUACCGGGACAAGUUCCAGUUCAAAACGCUGCAUUUCCUGCUGACCGACGCCGUGGCCACGCUGAGGGCUGCUCAGAAGGAGCAGGGAUGUCACUGCGUGGUCCACGUGGACCCAAAGUACAAGUUCAACAAUGCAAAUCCUGGUGACAUCGUCCGUUUUGGCAAAUUCGCGUUGUCAACGCGCUGCAAUGAUGACAUCGAGAGGUUGAGGACCCCCACGGUGUUCCAGGUGCAGACGUGUCAUAGUGUGGACAUCAGCGCAUUCAUUGACAAUCCCAUGACUGACGUGGUGCUGAUCCCACCCUUCGAGAAGUUCAAGGUCACCAACGUCAUCGAUUAUGGGGAGAAGGUGGAGAUCCUCCUUGACUCCAUCGGGACCUACAGCAAAUACAACUGCGAGUGGCUGAAAGGUGGGAGCAUCUCCCAGGCCCCCUACCACCUCGGAGGACUCCUCCUGGCCACCACAGUCCUGGCAAUGGCCACCGGAAUCCUCUGAGCCAUGAAGUCACCAAGGUCACCAAGAUCUCUGUAGUCACUGUGGCAGCCACGAUCACCAAGACCACCAGGACAACCAGAGAAACAAGGCCACCAAGACUACCAUGGCCACCACAGCCACCACGUCCUCCAUGUCGUCACUGUGACCACCACUGACACUGUGACCAUUGCAUCUACUACAGCCACUGUGGCCACAGUGCCACAAGGACAUUGUGCAAAACAAUUUUAUAAAAUACUUCUAUGAAAAAAAUGGUAUCAAAUCAAUUUUAUUAAAUUGUUCUAUCAAAACAA
Molecule: messenger RNA, 1325 nt
Organism: Oenanthe melanoleuca
Lineage: Eukaryota; Metazoa; Chordata; Aves; Passeriformes; Muscicapidae
Product: erythroblast NAD(P)(+)--arginine ADP-ribosyltransferase-like
Exons: 3
Coding region: 193-1035 (280 amino acids)
Molecular function (GO): NAD+ poly-ADP-ribosyltransferase activity; NAD+-protein-arginine ADP-ribosyltransferase activity
Source: RefSeq, a predicted model, not a curated record